UAUAGUUUGUCAAAGUUCAAGGUUAUACCGCUGUAAACAAAUAGACGAUUAUACUUUAUACAAAAAAUAGUAAAGCCCCGAAAGAUGAACAUCAUCCAUCAUAUAUGUGCGUUCACCAGACCCAAAAACAACAGAACUACGUUUUUAAAAUAUAUUAUAUAAGUCCUAUUGUUAUGUUUGAGUAAUUUAUUUUUCAAAAACCUUUUAACAUUCGUCUAACUUAAAUAAUGCUUCACUUGGAAGUGUAUCUCUUGAGCCUGUGCCUGUUGUUGUCAUCUAGUAACUUUCUAAGCCCUGAGGCUGAGGCUAUGAAGAUAACGGGGCGAAAUACGGGACAGGAAAGUGAGAAUGAUGACUUGGACACUAAACAUAUAGAUACUAUGUACAACACGAUAGAGAUAUUCGAGGAGUAUACUCAAUUUCUGAGAAAUAAUCAAGAUCUUCCCGAACAUAAUAAUUAUUUAGAUAAGGUGGAAUACAUUCUCACAUCAUUGAAGAAAGGCCUUCUAAGACACACAUUGACAGCAACAUGCCAAACAGAAGGAGACAUUCAGAAAUUUAACAAAGUCAUUCAAGAUGUAAUGGAUAUUCUACCACCUUUGGUUCAGGAAAAAGAACCUGAACUAUCACCAGAGCUAAAAGAAGCUAAAGGCCUGUAUGAUGCGGCAUUGCUGACACUGAAUAGACGGACUCCUGACUUAUACAGAGUUGUGUAUAAGGUCCGGUUACCUAGGGACAUUAUAGAAUAUAUCCUGGCUAAGAUGAAGUUAGCUUGGUCAUAUGUGACCGGAGAAGGCCUGGAAUGGGAACUGGAAAUGAUUUUAGCUGAUCUUCACGGCGCCAUGCACCAAGUGACGCAAGCUGCGAACAUAGGCUACGUUCCUGCUAAAAUCAAAUUGGCCUGGUCCCUGGUGUUUGGGGAAAACGUAGAAAUGGACCUCGAAAAGGCUAAGGAUUUAUUUGAAGAGCUGGCUACAGAUGGAAACGCUGAUGGUCAUGCUGGCAUGGGCUUCCUAUACGCGAUCGUUAUCGCAGUCCCAGUCUCUCAGGCCAAAGCCUUAGUGCAUUACACGAUGGGCGCGAUCGGAGACAGUGACUUCGCACAGAUGGCGCUGGCGUACCGAUAUUGGAGUGGCAACACUGUGCGCAUAUCUUGUCCGAAGGCUAUGGACUUGUACAUGAGGGUGGCUUCCAAAGUUAUCAGUUACGUGGAAGGCGCUGGUCCAGGCAACAUCGACUCCGAGAUUUUAGACUCCGACACUACCAGUACUGUGGACUACUACAGACGGAUAGCUGAAAAAAGAUAUCAAGAGAAACAGGCACAGGGUCGGGGCGUCCCGAAGGAUCCAGAAGCAGCGUUUAAAUAUUUUACAAUGGCAGCCAACCAAGGAUGGGCAGAGGGGCAGUUGCAACUUGGGCUUAUGUACUUCAAUGGUAUCGGCGUCCGCCGAGACUUCGAGCAGGCCCACAAGUACUUCUCCCUGGCGUCGCAAACGGGACACGUACUGGCACUAUACCAUCUUGGACUGAUGCAUGCUCAGGGGCUUGGGGUGACACACUCCUGUUUGGAUGCUGUUAUGCUAUUCAGGAACGUGUCAGAGCGAGGUCCUUGGGCCACUCGUAUGGUAGAUGCACACGAGAGUGUGUACCCGCGGGGCGUAGACUCCGCCAUACUGCAGCACCUGGCGCUGGCUGAGCGAGGAUACAGCUCCCAACAGAGGAUAGCAGCCGUCUUGCUCGACACGAGUAAUCACCGCUUGUCGAAAGGACCAGAAUUAAAAGCGCUCUACCAACAGCUGCGGACGCGAAGUAAGGUGCCACGCCAGGAACAGUCCGUCCACCCAUAUAACAGUGAAUUGUUAGGACCUGAGGCCCGUAAAAAAAGCGAGAAAAAUGAAGAGGAAGAUGAGGGAAGUGAGAGUUCAGAUACAAAAUUCAAUUCGGUUGAUGCAGACUACUUCAAACAGCUGAAAGAUGCUAUGAAGAAGGAAGAGAUAGUGCUGCAGGAGUACGCUGAUGCUAUAAGGAAUUCCAGAGAUAUUCCUAAAGAUGAAGAGCAUAAAGAAACUCAUUUAGAUCAAAUGGAGUAUACUCUGAAACUGUUGAAAAAGAGUCUUCUAAGGCACACGGAGUCUGCCUGGAUAACUGAUCCAAAGUCCACAGAGACUUUAGAGGGUGAUAUUGAGAAAUUGGAGGAGAAUCCUCAAGAUAUUCUGGACACACUACCUCCAUUACCUGAGGAAGUAGAACCUGAACUGUCACCAGAGUUAAAAGAAGCCAAAGAGUUGUAUGACGCGGCAAUGGUGAAACUAAACAGACGGUCUCCGGACCUUCGCGGAGCCAUACUCCAAGUAAAGCAAGCGGCAGAUAUGGGCUACGUUCCUGCCAAAAUUAAGCUGGCCUGGUCAUACCUGUUCGGAGAAGGCGUGGAACUGGACCUGGAGAAGGCUAAGAAGAUAUUCGAGGAGUUGGCUGUAGAAGGAAAUGCUGAUGCUCAUGCUGGCAUGGGCUUCCUAUACGCCACCGGUAUCGCAGUCCCGGUGUCCCAGGCUAAAGCCUUAGUGCAUUACACGAUGGGCGCGCUCGGGGACAGUGACUUCGCACAGAUGGCGCUGGCGUACCGAUACUGGAGUGGCAACACUGUGCCCAGCUCCUGUCCCAAGGCUAUGGACUUGUAUAUGAAGGUGGCUUCUAAAGUUGCGAGUCAGGUGACGUUCAGUGGUGGGCCCGCCAUACAGCGAACGCGGCUUAUCGACGAGGCGGAGGGCGGAGGCCCGGGGACUCUCGACACUGACCUUAUUGAGUACUACCAGCUUUUGGCCGAGAAGGGAGAUGUGCAGGCACAGGUCGGUUUGGGUCAGCUCCACUUCCAAGGCGGACGCGGCGUGACUCUAGACAUCAACAAGGCUCUCCACUACUUCCAACAAGCUGCUAAAACUGGGAACGCUGUCGCUAAUGCUUUCCUAGGAAAGAUAUACUUGGAAGGCGGUGACGGCAUCAAGGCGGAUAACGAUACUGCACUCCGGUACUUCAGGAAAGCCGCGGAACUCAACAAUCCCGUCGGACAGAGUGGAUUAGGUAUCAUGUACUUACAGGGUCGUGGUGUCCCUAAAGACACGAAUGCAGCGUUUAAGUACUUCACGAUGGCCGCCAACCAGGGCUGGGUAGAGGGACAACUGCAUCUUGGCUUUAUGUAUUUCGGUGGUAUCGGCGUCCGCCGCGACUUCAAGCAGGCCAACAAGUACUUCUCCCUGGCGUCGCAGACGGGGCACGUCCUGGCGCUAUACCAUCUAGGACAGAUGCACGCACAGGGACUCGGGGUGCUUCGGUCCUGUACUACUGCUGUCGAGCUAUUCAAGAAUGUAUGCGAGCGCGGUCCAUGGGGCGCUCGCCUGAUGCUGGCCCACGCGGGCUGGCGGGCGCGGGACUCCGACUCCGCGCUGCUGCAGUACCUGGUACUGGCUGAACGAGGCCUCGAGAUCGCACAGACCAAUGCAGCAUUCUUACUUGAUAAUGGUGAGGUCCGUCUGUUCAGUGAGUCGGAGCGCUGGGCGCGCGCCCUGCAGCUGUGGGGGCGGGGCGCGGCGCAGGGCUCCGGCGCGGCGCGCGUCAAGCUCGGGGACUACCACUACUACGGGCUCGGCACGCCGCAGGACUUGGAGGCCGCCGCAUACCAUUACAGGAUAGCGUCGGAGCAGCUGCACAACGCGCAAGCGACGUUCAACCUGGGCUACAUGCACGAGCGCGGGCUGGGCCUGGCGCAGGACGCGCACCUGGCCAAGCGCUGCUACGACCUGGCGGCCGACGCCUCGCCCGACGCCAGGCUGCCCGCCGCCCUCGCCCUCGCCCGCCUCAACGCCGCCACCGCGCUCACGCAGAUACUCGACAGUCCGUUGGCAGUCAUAUUCUUGACGGAUUCGGCGCUGCUGUCGAAUUGGGACCUGUACCUCAUCACGGCACUCCUCGGGGCUCUGGGCGUGGUGGUAUACCUGCGAAGACCUACCCAACAACCCGCCAACUAG
Messenger RNA from Spodoptera exigua (beet armyworm), 4022 nucleotides. Lineage: Eukaryota; Metazoa; Arthropoda; Insecta; Lepidoptera; Noctuidae. The record is from the annotation of a GenBank genome assembly.